UAUUUCACGGCGCAAUUUAACCUUAAUAGUGAGACCUUAAAAAGAACUUGGAAGCUUAUCGGUUUGCUCAUAAACAGGAAAAAGGGUAGCACCCCGCCAGUAAUAACCAAAGUCAUCUAUAAUGGUGCUUCCUACACAAAUAGGAAGAAUAUUGCCCGUCAGUUUUAAAUACGCAUUUCAUAAAUGUUGGUAGUAAUCUUUCUGCAAAGCUCCCGCCGAGCGAUAUAAAUCAGACAGUUUUGCAUUUCGUGGAAUCUACGCACAUGAAGUUCAAGAUACGAUAA
Porites evermanni is the source of this 284-nucleotide messenger RNA. The record is from the annotation of a GenBank genome assembly. Lineage: Eukaryota; Metazoa; Cnidaria; Anthozoa; Scleractinia; Poritidae.